Molecule: messenger RNA, 2706 nt
Organism: Vanessa tameamea
Lineage: Eukaryota; Metazoa; Arthropoda; Insecta; Lepidoptera; Nymphalidae
Gene: spel1
Product: DNA mismatch repair protein Msh2
Exons: 14
Coding region: 110-2665 (851 amino acids)
Biological process (GO): mitotic recombination; mismatch repair
Cellular component (GO): nucleus; MutSalpha complex
Molecular function (GO): ATP binding; ATP-dependent DNA damage sensor activity; mismatched DNA binding
Source: RefSeq, a predicted model, not a curated record
UCCAACAACAGUGAGAAUAUUCGAUCGUAACGAUUACUACAGUGUCCAUGGAGUCGAUGCGACCACGGCCGCUGUCGAGGUCUUCUCGACGAAUUCGAAUAUUAAGAAGAUGGGAAUUGAACCGAAUAAACUUGAUUAUCUUGUCUUAUCUAAAGGAAAUUUUGAAAUACUCAUAAGAAAGUUACUACUGGUGCGUCGAUACCGAGUGGAAAUAUACGUCGCAGAGGGUUCCGUCAGAGCGUGCGAGUGGACGGUCAAAUACAAAGGCUCGCCGGGGUAUUUCUCUCAACUGGAGGAAAUCCUAGGCGACGGCCUCGGCUCCUCGGAGGAACAGGCUCCUUGUUUAAUGGCUGUUAACAUAAAAACUGACACUGUGACUAAAGGCCGGCUGCUGGGCGUCGCGUGCGUCACUCCGGGGGAGUAUGCGAUGUCCGUGUCGGAGUUCACAGACGACGAUCUGUUGACAGAGCUCGAGACCAUCACCGUUCAAAUGGCACCUUCAGAGUGCUUGGUUUUACCCACCGAUAAUGAGGAUUAUAAAUACCUAAAGAAAGUCAUGGAAAGAGCGAAUGUGACCGUAACUGCGGUUAAAAAGACGAAUUUUUCCACGGAAGGGCUGAAUCAAGACUUGAAUAGAUUGCUUAAGUUCAAAGACGGACAACAGCAGGACGCCAACGCUUUUCCGGAAAUGAGCAAAGAAGUCGCCAUGACGAGUUUGGCAGCUACUAUAAAAUAUACGUCAUUGUUGGAUGAUAAUACUAAUUUCGGCAGAUUUCAACUAACAACAAUUCAACCAGACUGCUUCCUCCACAUGGACGCGGCGGCUCUGAAAGCUCUCAACGUAUUUCCCGAACUGGGGGACACGAACCACGCUCCUUCUAGAAGCUUAUAUGGACUUCUAGAUAGGUGCAGAACACAGCAUGGGAAACGGCUAUUAGCUCAAUGGCUUCGUCAACCUCUUCGGGAUAUAAACCUGAUAAAUGAAAGACAGGAUAUUGUAGAACUACUAAUGAAUAACACACAGCUCCGUCAACAACUGCACGAGGAUCACCUGAGGAGGAUACCGGACUUGCAAGCCCUGGCGAGACGACUGACGAGGAAGAAAGCUAACUUACAAGACUGUUACCGAAUUUAUCAAGCCAUAAAUAGACUGCCGGCCUUGCUACAAUGCUUGGCGGAGGCGAAUGACGCAACCUUACACUCGUCCCUGGCGGAGCCGAUAGCGGAACUUAACAAUGACCUUGAAAAGUAUCAACAGAUGAUCGAGGCUACAGUCGACAUGGACGCCGUCGAAAGAGGAGAUUAUCUAGUGAAGCCAUCGUUUGAUGAACAGUUACAGAGCUUAGCAGAUCAGCUUGAGAUAUUACAGUCAUCUGCCGAGAAGGAACUCAACAAAGCUGCGAGAGAAUUGGGUUUGGAUGCUGGGAAAACUAUUAAACUUGAAAGCAACCCGCAAAAUGGUUUUAACUUUAGAGUAACCUUAAAAGAAGAACACGGCCUUCGUGGGAAUAAAAAGUACACGAUAAUCGACGCUGUUAAAAGUGGAGUCAGAUUUAAAAACAGCGCGUUAGAAAGUAUCACCGAAGAAUACUUGCAAACAAAGAGUGCCUACGAAAAGGAACAGGACAAAGUCGUUACGGAAAUCAUCGGUAUCGCUAGCGGCUACGCGGAGUGCCUGCGCGGGCUGUCGCUGCAGCUGUCGCGCGCCGACGUGCUGCUGGCCUUCGCGCUGGCGGCCCGCGCGGCGCCGGCGCCCUACUGCCGCCCCGCCCUCUCGCGCGCGCCGCACGAGCUGCUGCUGCUCGGCCUGCGCCACCCGUGCCUCGAGGUGCAGGAGGGCGUCUCCUUCAUCCCCAACGACGUCGUCUUCCGCCGAGACUCGUGCGUGAUGCACGUGGUGACGGGCGCCAACAUGGGCGGCAAGUCGACGUGGCUGCGCGCGGCGGGCUGCGCGGCGCUGCUGGCGCACGCGGGCGCCGCCGUGCCGGCCGCGCGCGCCGCGCUGCCGCCGCUGCGCGCGCUGGCCGCGCGCCUCGGCGCCGCCGACUGCGAGCGCCGCGCGCACAGCACCUUCAUGGUGGAGAUGCUGGAGGCCGCCGCCAUCCUCCGGACUGCAACACCAGACUCCCUCGUCCUCAUCGACGAACUCGGUCGAGGCACGUCCACUUAUGAGGGCUGUGGAAUAGCUUGGGCAAUAGCAGAAAAACUGGCUACGGAAAUCAAAUGUUUUUGUCUAUUUGCGACUCACUAUCACGAGUUGACUCGUCUUGCGAGCUUACAUCCGAAUGUGAUAGUGAAUUCUCACGCCGAAGCCUCCGUUGUGGACCAACAGUUGGUGUUGCUCCAUAAAAUCCUUCCAGGACCUGCAACGCAAUCGCUGGGACUACAUGUUGCCAAACUGGCUGAUCUUCCUGACUCAAUCAUUCAGUACGCUGAAGAGAAACAGGCGCAAUUGGAAACAAACCUUUUUGAAGUUGAAUCGGCCUUCAAAUCCGAGGAUAACACUGAAGGACAGAAAUUAAUAUUAGAUUUUUUGCACAAGUGCAAAGAAAUACAUAAUACUAUAUCUUCGGAUGACGAAAUGUUAAUCGAAAUCAAUAAACUUAAGCAACAAAUGUUACAGAAGGAUAGCAAAUAUGUGCAGGCGUUAAUGUCCACUUUGUAAACUUUUGUAUCUGUCUAAGAAAUAAAGAUUUGAAUUCAAAA